Messenger RNA from Paramecium pentaurelia, 2481 nucleotides. The record is from the annotation of a GenBank genome assembly. NCBI's taxonomy places the organism in Eukaryota, Ciliophora, Oligohymenophorea, Peniculida, Parameciidae.
AUGAUAUUGGCUAUUUUAUACAGUAGCAUUUGGUUGUGCAAUACAAUCUACGAAAUGAUGCUUGGAAUUGAGUACAAUAUUUAUAUGAUAGAGACAGCUAUUUUAUCAUGGUAUCGAGUUGGGGAUUGUUCUAUGUUUCCUCAUAUUCCAAUAUCUACAAAAAUCUAGACAAUCUAUAAGCUACCUGAUUCCAAUUCUUCUAUUAUCCCUCAAUAUUUCAAGUAACCAUUAAAUUUAAUAUAGUUAUUAACUAAGAAAUGAAUAAUGAAAAACUAUUUUUAUUUUUGCUUCCACCAUUAUUAUACGACCAUUUAAAUAAGGAUGAAACAAAGAAAUCUUAUUUUAUCAUUUUCAAAUCUCUUCAUCUCAUCAUAAUGGGUAUUUGGAAGGUGUUAGAUAAUGUGAAUAAAGGUUAACCAAUAAUAAUAACAUUUAUAUUAUUAUUGUUUACAUUCUAUCUGUAAAAAUAAUAUGAUCAACAAAUCAAAAGAAAUGAAGGGGGUCUUGAAGACACCAUAAAUAUCAAAACUAUAACAGAAACAGAUCGAAUAUGGGAAUCAUAAAAUAGUCUUGUAAGUAUAAUCAAAUUAGAUGGUAAAUUAAAUAUGAUGAUGAGUAAUACAAGAGCAUAAGAUUUAUUGAAAAACAUAAAUAUUUAGGAACUCUUAAAUAGUCCUUUAUUAUCAGUGGACAGGUAGACCAAAUUAUUAAUGCAGGAGUAAUUCAGUUGUAAAUUUCCAUCCAUUCAAGAUUUAAAAGAAGUAUAACAACAUUAUUCAUUAAAUGAAUUACUGGACUAACUCUAGUAAUUACAGAAAUUCCCUUAUGAAUUUGAAGUUUUCAACAUAAGAGGAUAUAAUGAUCUUCAUUUAAAAGUGUUUUAUUUUGAACCAAAGUCUUUUACAAUAUUGUUACAAAAUAUGGAAGAAUACAAUUUAUAAAUUAAGAAAGUAUUUACCCAAACUACUAUGCAACAAUUAUUUAAAAGUUUUAGCCAUGAAUACAAUACAUCUUUAAAUUAUAUAUUAGCAUUAGCAUAGGUAGCUGAAUGUCAUGAAGAAGUACCACCAAAUAUCAAAGAAUAAUUCUUUAAACCUAUAUUGGUUAAUGGGAAAGUUAUGCAUAGUAUGGUUUUAGAUAUGAUGGAUUAUAAUAGUAUUUUAGGAAAGACAUUCAGUUUAUAAGUGGCAGUUUUCAAUAUUUAAGAAUUAAUAUUGGAAGUUAUUUCACUUUUUAAAGAUUAAAUAUCCAAAAAGAAUCUAGAAAUCAAAAUUGAAUUCAAUUCUAAAAUAACAUAGAUUCUAUCUGAUCGAAAUAGAAUUAAACAAAUUUUGAUUAAUUUAGUAUCAAAUGCAUAAAAGUUUACACUUUAAGGAUCAAUAUCCCUAAAAGUUGAAACCUCUUUUUCUAAUAAGAAUUAACCAUGUGUAGUUUUCCAUGUUGAAGAUACUGGUAUAGGAAUGACAAAAUCAGAAUAAGAUCGAUUGACAUUAUUAUUAUAAUAAGGAGUGCCUUCAAUAUAAAAAAUAUCAAAAAAUACAGCUGGAUUUGGAUUAGGACUCUUUAUCAGUAAUAAAAUAGCAGAAGCUUUAUCAUAAUAGAGAUUCGAAAAAGGAGGUGGACUCAGAUUCGAAACAUAAACAGGAAAAGGAUUUCAUUGUUGGUUUUCUGUGUAUCCAUAAACUGUUAGUCCUAGUGUUAAACCCAACAAUCCAAAAAGUCCAUUGAUAAUGCUUAAUAAAAAGAUUAUUAUAGAUACAAGAUAAACUGAGGUUAAUGCUGGGAUAGAGACAUACAAAAGAGGACUUAUGAGAUCCAAAUUCUCUCAUCUAUUGGGUUGUAAUGGAUAGAUAAAUGAUGGAAAUCAAAUAAGAUAAAGAAGACCACAUAGUUAAAUACGUUUUGUAUAAGAACUUAUUGAUGCUGUAUCAAUGGAUACAAUUAAUAAUGAAUGUUCAGUAGAAGAUUAUUAAACAAGAGUCAAAUAUAUUAAAUCUUAAUAAUAUUAAUAAUAAUAAUAAUCAUUUUUAUUGAGAAGCAAUUAAUCAUUAGUUGAAUGUCGUUGUCCCAAUAUUCUUAUAGUAGAUGAUGAAUAGAUUAAUAUAUUAGCAUUAUCAAUUUUAUUAGAAUAGCUUGGUUUAAGUUCUGAUUAAGUUUUUAAUGGACAGGAAUGUGUUGAUUUGAUAUACUAAAGAUAAAAGAAAAGUAUUGAUAAAAUACAUAUUAUUAGCAUAUUGUGCGAAAUGUAGUGAUAAAUAGUACUAAUUAAUAUUUAUGGAUAUCAACAUGCCUCUUCUUGAUGGAUGGGAAGCAUCAAGGUAAAUUAAAAAACGGUUUUCAAUUGCCAUAAUAGCUUGUACUGCUUUUACUGAUAAUGAAACAAAAGAAUAAUGUUAUCAAAAUGGAAUAGAUUAUUAUUUAUCUAAACCAGUAAAAAAGGAAUCACUAAUUUAAGUGUUGCAAUAUUACCGUAUACUUUGA